Messenger RNA from Bombyx mori (domestic silkworm), 998 nucleotides. RefSeq lists its product as uncharacterized. The record is from RefSeq and is a predicted model, not a curated record. The transcript is spliced from 3 exons. The coding region runs from base 101 to 436 and encodes 111 amino acids. NCBI's taxonomy places the organism in Eukaryota, Metazoa, Arthropoda, Insecta, Lepidoptera, Bombycidae.
CGCGCGUUUUGGUAAUUAGAUAAACGAGCAACGUUCGUAUUUCGUAUUAAGACUAUCUCGUACGCUGUGCGGUGGUGUCUGUAUUUGGACUCAGUUGGAAAUGUUAAGCGGAAAGGUUUUUGCUUGUAUAGUUUUAGUGACUGUAUGGAUAAAAGCCGACUGCGCCAGUCUACCGUUCAUUCCAACGAGAUUGGGGAGCGUCAAAGAAGUCAGCGCACCGGAUAUGAGAGCCCCGGGUGAGCUGGUCCGAGCGAGGGUCCGCGAGGGGGUGCCGCCGCCGCUGUGUGCAGGGCGGUGCGUGGCCCCGCCGGCAGGACCAGUAUGCGCCUUUGAUGCAGCCGGAACGGCGAGGACAUUCGCUACUCUAUGUGAACUCGAGGCUGUUUCGUGUCGCGAAAGCACGUAUUACGCCGUCACAAGUUUGGGAGUUUGCUGAAUAAUUUAGAAAUUAAGAAAAUAUGAUUAAGUUUUAGUGCCAUUUUUAUGGAACUUAUAUUUGUAAGCCCAUCUAAUAUUACGAUAGAUCAUUUACAUUAGUUAAUUGGCAACGUACUCAAUGGAAAAAAUUUAUUUGUGUUUUACGUAAUUUUAGGGAUAAAUAAUUUUAAUCAGUAUAUAUUUGCACACGUCGCGUCUUUCGUAAUAAUUUGAUGACAAUACUCAUUUGUUUACAUAGUUCCUAAAUUAGCAGGUCACCAUUAUUGUAUCUUCUUCAAAUGUUAAAUUACAUACUUAAUGUUUGUUUGGUGAUUGUUUACAAUAUGACCACUCAUGUGCAUGCAUGAAUAAAUUGGAAUACCUACGUUUAAAAUCAAACGCUUUCCUUUAUCUAUGGUGUAAAACCUCUAAUUUUAAGGUUUUGAUAAGUUUUGGUAAGAUUUAUUAUAUUAAGUAUUCAUUUUGAUAAGUACAUUAUGAUAUGUGUAACUGUUUAAUUACACGUAAUAAAUUAAUGAAAUUAUGACAAUGACAAUAAAUAAAGUUCUGUAGUAAUAAAA